CCCGUUUGGACUUUCUUUGUCUUAAUUCUCAAAACUUUCUGAAAGAUUUCUAAAAAAGUCCACAAAGUUUUAAGAUUUUGUUCUAUAAGCUUAUCAAAACCGUUUAAAAGGUCGAAUUUCUUGCCCUAAGCUAUAUAUUUUCAUAUUGAAAGGAGAAAAAAUGGGAAGACCACCUUGUUGUGAAAAGACUGGAGUGAAGAAAGGGCCAUGGACACCAGAGGAAGACAUCAUCUUAGUUUCUUACAUCCAAGAACAUGGUCCUGGAAACUGGAGAUCUGUCCCUACUAACACAGGUCUGAGAAGAUGUAGCAAGAGCUGCAGAUUAAGAUGGACUAAUUAUCUUCGACCCGGUAUUAAGCGUGGAAAUUUCACUGAGCAUGAAGAAAAGAUAAUUGUUCAUCUUCAAGCCCUUUUAGGCAACAGAUGGGCAGCCAUAGCAUCAUACCUUCCAGAAAGGACAGACAAUGAUAUAAAGAACUAUUGGAACACUCACUUGAAGAAGAAGCUCAAGAAAAUCAAUGAAUCUGGUGAAGAAGAUAAUGAUGGCUUCUCUUCAUCAAACACUAUUUCACAAAAGCAACAUCAAGGCUCAAAUAAAGGUCAAUGGGAGAGAAGACUUCAGACAGAUAUCAACAUGGCAAAGCAAGCUCUCUGUGAGGCUUUAUCUUUAGACAUAAAACCAUCAUCAAAACUUUCUCCAUCAUCAUCAUCAUUGUCAACACCAGUAAUCAUACCACAAAACAUCCCUAGCUUCUCUUCUUCUUCCUCUACCACAACCACAACCACCACUACAAGCAACACUACUAAUCCAUGCCCAUCAGGGGUCUAUGCGUCAAGUGCUGAGAACAUCGCUCGGUUGCUUCAAGAUUUCAUGAAAGACAAACCAAGAACAUUAACUCUAACAUCCUCAUCUUCACCGGUUUCAGAGACCGGACCACUUGUUUCAGCAGCUACUGAGGGAGGAGAAGGGUUUGAACGAUCUUUCUUUGGCUUCAAUUCCAUGGAAGAAACUCAGAACUUGACUCAGGAGGCAAGCUUCUUCCAUGACCAAGAGAGCAAACCGGCGAUAACAAUGGAGCAAGACUCUGGUUUGGUAUCGCAAGGAUCUUUAUCUUUGUUUGAGAAAUGGCUAUUUGAUGAGAACAUGGUUGGUAUGUCGUUAGAAGGACAAGAAGCGAUGUGCUAG
Eruca vesicaria subsp. sativa (arugula) is the source of this 1186-nucleotide messenger RNA. The record is from the annotation of a GenBank genome assembly. Lineage: Eukaryota; Viridiplantae; Streptophyta; Magnoliopsida; Brassicales; Brassicaceae.